AUGUGGCGAAGAUUGCAUUUCUCAAAUGUUGAAUUAAAUGAAACUGAGCCUCAGUUAUCCAUUAAAGAUGAGUUGAAACAAGUAGAAGAACGAUUCAAUGAGGUUGACAUUGGCGGUAAAGUCACCAUCAAGCAGAAUUUACUUGAGAUUGUUUGUCCUACAUUGACAUCAAUGGUCCCUCCAUUACAUAAAGUCAAGACAAAGGGUGCACAAAAAAGUAAAGUUAAACGAAGUGAAAGGUCUACUACGCGGGAUCCAUCAUAUUUUGAGUAUGUGGAUGCCUUUCAUUCAACCAUAGAAUCUUCAUCUGUGAGAAGUAAAUUACAAUCAAAGCCAAAAGUAAUGAAGAAAAGGAGAGUUCCAAUGAUAGACCAGUUUCAUUCUACUACUCACCCCUUCAUUGUGGACGUUGUUGAUGUUGUGGAUGAUGGUCACUGUGGGUAUAGAUGCAUUGCUGCGUUGUUAGGACUCGGAGAAGAUUCAUGGCCCGUUGUCAGGAAUGAGUUGUACAAAGAACUCAGUGCAUGGCGUGAUGAAUAUGCAAGCCUAGUAGGAGGCUAUGAUAGACUAGAAGAACUGAGAAACUCUUUGUUGGUGCAAUCACUGUCGGCGGCUAACAUGAGCAAGUGGAUGACAUUACCAGACAUUGGUUAUGCAAUUGCUAACCGGUAUAACGUUAUCUUAGUGUGUUUGUCAUACUCUCAAAAUUAUACUAUCUUCCCACUACGUUCCACACCACCUUCUGAUAUCACUCAACAUCGCUUAAUUUGUAUAGGACAUGUUCAUGGAUGUCAUUUUGUACAGGUUAAGAUACAAGAAGGUUGUCCGUUGUCCAUGGUGAAUAUCAUGUCCUCAACCCACUGUUAUCCUGAGGCACGAGCGUGGUCAUCUAUUUAUACUAGUAGGAUGCACGCAUUUGAACAGUUGAUGGACAUAACAACAUCUUAUGUUGACUUAGGUGAUUCAUGA
Molecule: messenger RNA, 969 nt
Organism: Vigna angularis (adzuki bean)
Lineage: Eukaryota; Viridiplantae; Streptophyta; Magnoliopsida; Fabales; Fabaceae
Exons: 3
Coding region: 1-969 (322 amino acids)
Source: RefSeq, a predicted model, not a curated record